This is a messenger RNA of Ophidiomyces ophidiicola, 1215 nucleotides long. RefSeq names its product endocytosis defective- protein (gene END3). The coding region runs from base 1 to 1215 and encodes 404 amino acids. Gene Ontology annotation, biological process: actin filament organization; endosomal transport; endocytosis. The record is from RefSeq and is a predicted model, not a curated record. Gene Ontology annotation, cellular component: nucleus; mating projection tip; cytoplasm. NCBI's taxonomy places the organism in Eukaryota, Fungi, Ascomycota, Eurotiomycetes, Onygenales, Onygenaceae. The transcript has 3 exons. Gene Ontology annotation, molecular function: protein binding; calcium ion binding.
AUGUCUGAAAAGAAAAUAGAGCAAUGGGAGGUGGAGCGUUAUUGGGAAAUCUUCUCUUCCCUCUCCAAUGGCCAGUCCCGCUUGAAUAACGCUCAAGCGGCAACCGUUCUGAGAAACAGCCGGUUAAGGGAUGACCAGCUGGAGAAAGUCUGGGAUCUUGCAGAUGUUGACGGAGAUGGAGAGCUGGAUUUUGAAGAAUUUUGCGUGGCUAUGAGACUUAUUUUUGAUCUCGUUAAUGGAGAAUUAGCAGACGUCCCACGCCAGCUACCAGAAUGGCUGGUCCCAGAGUCGAAAGCUCAUCUUGUCCAGGCUACACAAGCACUAUCUGGCCACCAGCCGCAAUUCGAAAGAGUAGAGGACGACGACGAUACACCAGGCUUAAAAGAUGGCUUCGAUUGGUACAUGAGCCCUAGCGACAAAGCCAAAUAUGAAGAUAUAUACUCUGCAAAUAAAAAUCACCGUGGAGAGUUAGCUUUCUCUUCGCUCCAACAACUCUACGAUUCCCUCGCCGUACCUGACACAGACAUCCGCUCCGCCUGGAACCUGGUUAAUCCAAACGCCUCUUCUACUAUUAAUAAAGACGCAUCCCUCGCAUUUCUUCAUAUACUCAACAAUAGACAUGAAGGCUAUCGCAUCCCACGAACCAUCCCCGCUUCCCUCCGCUCCUCUUUCGAAUCAAAUAAAAUCGAUUACCAGCUUGACAACGUUCGCACCGCUAAACGAUGGGGUGUUAAUAAUGAUGGAGACACAAGUACAGGCCGCAAGGCAAAGUUUGGGGACGCAUACCUCAGCCGAUUGGGUGUUGGUGGAAGAGCAAGCUAUAAGCCCCAGGGAACUGAUUUCAGUGGAACAGUUCAAGAUGAAGAAUGGGAGAAGGUUAGGCUGCGACGUGAGCUUGCGGAGCUAGAAAAGAAGCUGGAGGCUGCCAACACGGCCGCCGAAGAACGUGCUAACGGCCGACGGACCGCUGGCGGCCCAAAUUGGGCAUUAAUUAAAAAAGAAGCCCUACAAAUGUUAGAAUAUAAGGAGCGAGAGCUGAGAGAAUUGAGAGAGGGCACAGGCAGAGUGAAAGAAGGCGAGAACUUGCAGCGUUUACGAGAUGAUGUGCAGACUGUGGGCGAGCAGCUUGAGGGUUUAAAGGCACACCAGGCCAAGCGGAAUGAAGCUUUGGCAGACUUACGCCGUGAUAUUGAAGAGGAGAAGCGUAAUAGAUAG